Messenger RNA from Raphanus sativus (radish), 1317 nucleotides. RefSeq lists its product as uncharacterized. NCBI's taxonomy places the organism in Eukaryota, Viridiplantae, Streptophyta, Magnoliopsida, Brassicales, Brassicaceae. Bases 7 to 1188 code for a protein of 393 amino acids. The transcript is spliced from 4 exons. The record is from RefSeq and is a predicted model, not a curated record.
CCUUCCAUGACCCUAUCUUCCUCCUGCUUUAGGUCUGUAGAGAGAGAGAGAGACUUGCACGAGAAUCCAUUUAAGUCCACUUUUGCCUUUCUUUUCUCAAUAAUGAUUAUACACUCUGUUCCAAUGAUGCUAUCGUCCUUCUCCGGAAGCUCCCUCUCAUGGCGGAGGAACGGUACACACGCACCUCCGCCUUCCUUCAAAGCUCUCCGCUUCCCCUUCUCUCUCAGUUUAGGGAUUGGUUACAGAACCACAACAAUCUCUCCUCUUUCUUGCUCAGCUGAAACCUCCUCUGAGCCUGCCCCUCUUCUCAAUGCUUGGUCGGAGUUCGCUCAAAACGUGUCUGGAGAAUGGGACGGUUUCGGAGCAGAUUUCUCGCGCGAAGGGCAACCGCUGGAACUACCUGAGUCAGUGGUUCCAGAAGCAUAUAGAGAAUGGGAAGUGAAGGUGUUCGAUUGGCAGACGCAGUGUCCCACUCUCGCCCAACCCCACUCACACACUCUUCUUUACAAGUCCAUCAAACUCCUCCCCACCGUUGGAUGCGAAGCUGAUGCCGCCACCCGUUACAGCAUCGACCACAGGACCACCACCACCUCCUUAUCCUUUUCUUAUUCCGUCUCUGGCUCCUACGUCGCUGUGUGGCCUCUGGGAGACAACAACCAUCUCGAGGUGGAGCACUGCCUGAUCAACCCAAACGACAAGGAGUCCCGUGUCAGGAUUCUCCAGGUUGUCCGCUUAGCAGAAGAGACCAAAACGUUGUUGGUGUUGCAGAGUGUCAAAGUCUUCCGUGAGCUUUGGGAUGGUCCCUUCAGGCAUGGCGAUCAGCUCGGAGGUUGUGCCAUACGCAGCUCCGGGUUUGCUUCUACGCCUACCACGUCAGCUUCACUGGUAGUCGGCUCUUGGAGAGCUGCACUUGCUACCGCUAGUUUUCACGCCUCUGAUUCCGGUUGCAUUGAACAAGUUACUGGUGAAAAGGUGGUUGAGAUUGUGAGAGAAGAAAAGGAUCUUUUACUGCUUCCGCAGGACCUGUGGUGCUCACUCCAAGAAAGCAAAGAUGGCGAGAGAUUACUACUGUCUGUAGGAUGGUUGUUUGAGCCAGGCCAUGCUAUCACAUCUACCUGUAUCUUCUCCAGCGAUUCUAAGCUACAGGAGGUAACAAUGGGAAAAGAGACUGCCCUCAAAGAAUUAUAAUCAGCUUCAGUAAUCCUCUUAUUAUUUACUCUAUAGGAUGUGUCAAUAUAUAAGUCAAAUAACAAUAAUCUCAUGACUCUCCCUGUAUAAUUUUGGUUCAAUAUCUGUUUAUACAUAUUAGUACACGCA